Molecule: messenger RNA, 2445 nt
Organism: Dichotomopilus funicola
Lineage: Eukaryota; Fungi; Ascomycota; Sordariomycetes; Sordariales; Chaetomiaceae
Exons: 2
Coding region: 1-2445 (814 amino acids)
Molecular function (GO): zinc ion binding
Source: RefSeq, a predicted model, not a curated record
AUGGCGUCUGCUACCCAACCCGUCCCUGAGACGCCCGUUACCAUCAAGGUGAAUAUCGAUGGCGUAGCCCGUCGCUUCAAGUUGUCGCUUCGUGAUGUCGGCGUCAAUGUCCUCGAAUCUAAGCUACGAAACGCCCUGGACAUUCCUGCCGAUGCCGACGCUCUUUUUGAGCGCUAUUCCGACUCCGCUGCCACAUAUGUUGUCCUGGAUCAAGCCAACAUCGCCGUCUACAAGCAACUGUACCGCGCCGCUAAGGCAAAGCACAAGCUCAAGCUUCGCGUGACCGUCAAGAAGGAGGGUACCGAUAACAACGGGGUUCCUGAAGAAGACACCACGGCGGCAGUUCAGGAUGAGUCACUACUGGAGCCGAAGGAGGCCUUCGAGGAACCCAUCGAAGAUAAAACAAACUCGAUCAUCGAGCCUACCGAUACCGAACGCGAGCCCGAUUCUGAGAAGGCGGCCGACACGUCCGAUGACUCUGAGCAGCUGAUAAAGCCCAUGCUUGAGGCUAUGACGGAAAAGCUCGGCGCCCUUUCUGUUGAUGUGCCGGAGGCCGAAACCUCGGCCACGACGCAAACGUGUGCUGUGAACUGCCCCGCGAUUCACGCCAACUAUGCCGUUUGCUGCAACAGCUGCGACAGCACGAUCCCGGACGCACAUUACCAUUGCUCCACCUGUGAUGAUGGCGACUACGACCUCUGCGAGAACUGCGUUGAGCGGGGCGUCACUUGCAACGGGACCAACCACUGGUUGAUCAAGCGCUUCGUGAAGCAGGGCGUUAUCAUUAACAGCACUACCGAGCGCCUUCCUCCCAAGCCCAAGGGCAAACCCCUGCCAAAGCAGGCACCAGCCACUCCGGCGCCGGUUGCUCCCGAGAGAAUCAUUCCCGUCUUCAAUGACAACCUGGACGGAAGCAUGCGCACCUGCAACUGCUGUGUACGAGAACUCCCCGAGGCCGAGUUUGUCCAUUGCACUUCCUGCGACGACUUCGACCUUUGCCGUAACUGUGUGUCUAAGAACCGCCACGGCCACCAUCCCAAACAUUCGUUCGUCGUAGCUGUCAAGGGAACCAAGCUCGACGCCGAGGUUCUGGGCCGCAUUGGGGCUGGCCGUGGCCAAUUCCACAGUGCCGUCUGCGAUGGUUGCGACAAGGGGAUCCGGGGCGUGCGCCACAAGUGCUUGGACUGUCCCGACUGGGACUACUGCUCUGGCUGUGUGGUCAACGCUGGCUUUAUCCACCCCGGCCAUCGUUUCGUGCCCGUCUACGAGCCUCUCGAAUACGACGGUGGUGUGCGUGUUCGCACUAUGAACCGCCCCGUCCACAUGGGCAUCUGCUGCGACGGUCCGCUGUGCUCCGCGUCCCGCGCCAAUUCAAGCUACAUCGUGGGCGACCGUUACAAGUGUGCCGUGUGCCACGACACGGAUUUCUGCGCCUCUUGUGAGGCCAGCCCUUCGAACUCGCACAACCGCACUCACCCCCUUAUCAAGUUCAAAUCCCCCGUGCGCCACGUCAGCGUCACUACCACGGGUGAGAACGUCAACGGCCGCCAGAUGCCCGCUAUGGGCGAUCGCCCCCGCUCCCGCCCUUCCAUGACUGAAACUCAGGCACGCGAGACAAGCCCCGCGUCCUCGCUUCGCACCGGGAUUCAGACCGUUGUCGACGUGAAGCCCUCGUUGCCACGAGUCAAGGUUGAGCAGCCGGAGAAGCCGAGCGAGAAGAAGCCCGAGCAGAAGUCGGCUCUUGUGGACAACUUGAAAGCUGAUUUCCUCGAGGACACCGUCAAGGAUGGCACCGUCUUUGGCCCCGACCACGUCUUUGAACAGACCUGGAUCCUUCGCAACACCGGCGACGUUGCGUGGCCAUCCGGAUGCUCCGUCAAGUUUGUCGGGGGUGACUACAUGGGCCACCUUGACUCCAACCACCCCGCUGCCACCAAAGACGUGGAAUUCUCGUGUGAAUCCACGAUCUGCUAUGCCUCCAUCCAGCCCGGAGAGGAGUUCCCGUUCAGCGUCCUCCUCAGGACUCCCGCACGGAGCGGUAGGAUUGUGUCGUACUGGCGCCUGACCUCCAAGGAUGGCCAGAAAUUUGGACAUCGCCUGUGGUGUGACGUUGUUGUCAAACCUAAAGUGGUACUACCCCCCGUCCAAGCUACCGAACCCGUCGCACAGGAGAAGGAAAUGGAGGUGCCGCCUGCACCCGAGUCGGAAGACAAGUUGGAGCACAGCCAAAUGAUCUUCCCGAAGCUUGAGAAGGAGUCCCCCGUGGCCAGUGUUCACGAAGAGGCCAACACUGAGUCUAAUGUCACUGGGGAGGAUGAGUACGAGGAUUGCGAAGAUGCUGAGUGGGCCGAGGACGCUUCUAGCCCGACCUUCCUGACCGACGACGAGUACGACAUUCUGGAUGCCUCGGAUGAGGAGUCCAACCACGGCGGCCGUGCGCACUAG